This is a messenger RNA of Acanthamoeba castellanii str. Neff, 384 nucleotides long. RefSeq lists its product as uncharacterized. Lineage: Eukaryota; Discosea; Longamoebia; Acanthamoebidae. Bases 1 to 384 code for a protein of 127 amino acids. The transcript has a single exon. The record is from RefSeq and is a predicted model, not a curated record.
AUGAAGCUGCCGGCUCGACUUCGUCUUCUUCGACGACGAUCUGCCAAGGUGACUACGCUCGACGUGGCCGCGGACGGCGAGGACUACGCGGCCAAGCAGCGAGCCGUGGCCCUGGCCAAGUGGGAGCUGGCGCUGUUCGAGGAGCGGCUGGGCAUCGCCCCCUCUUACACGCCCGAGAUGGAGCCGCGACGCAAGUACUCCCUACAGCUCAUCAAUCUAGACGGCGCUCGUGACGAUGAAGAGGAUGUGGAGCUACUCCCGCCGUGCAGUCCCGGCUUCAAGCGGCUCUACUCGGACGAGGUGGAACGACGUCGCAUCGUUCAGGUCAUGGCCAGCUGGCAAGUGAGCACCACCGACAGGAACGGGCCUCAGCGCGAGUCCUAA